CGAUACACCCCCUGGCCUCGUCUUUCACGACGACAGCUCUCACUUGUUCAGCACCGUGACCACGCCGCAAUCGCUGCGUCUGUCUGGUGGUACCAUCCCUGAGGCAUAUCGUGACCUAUAGCAGCUCGCGGCGAUGCUCGUGGUCAUCCAGUACGCCCUGCUGCUGCUGGCUGUGCCGACGUUGAUCUCUGCUAAACCACGUCUUCUCCCUUUCAAGCCGUUUACCGACACCCGCCUCCCGCCCUACGUCUGCAACGCCUCGACCCAUGACGUCGCCGACGACGGGGCCGCGCGAGCGGACUUCCUUGUCGUAGGGGCAGGUAUGUCUGGCUUGGCGGCCGCGCAUUAUCUAUAUGCGCAUACGGAAGCAUGCACUAUCCGCGUGCUUGAGGCGAGAAGUGUCCCUGGCGGCCGUGUUCGGACUACAACCGACGGUCCGUUCACGAACAUGGAGAUCGGUGCAGGAUGGAUACACGAGUAUAUGGGAAAUCCCAUGCUUGCCGUCGCUCAUGCGAUGCGCAUCAGGACGAAAUGGGUCGGAGGUGACAGUAGUUACGUCGGCGGCGAAGAGAAGAUUCAGAUAUAUGACGACAGGACCGUGCUGGACAAGAAGGCACGAGAACGGUCGUUCGACCUCAUGGACAGCCUUCUCGACCGCAUAUACGAGGAGAUUGACGAUCGCAUUGACGACCAUAUGCCUGACAGCUCGCUCCUCAGCACCAUCCACAACCUCACGUCAACUCUUUCUUCUGCGGAUAAGCGACUCCUUCGAUGGCACCUUGAUGUGAUCUUCGGCGGUGACUGGGCGGCACCGCUCAAGAACCUGAGUAUGAUGGCUCUUGAGCCUGGCCCGCUGGCUUACGAGGGCGGCGAUUGCGUCUUCCCAAAGGGAUUUAUGCAAGUUCCGCAGGCUUUAGCCCAAGGUGUGGACGUGGCUUACGAGGAGCCCGCUACGAACAUCAGCUGGCGCGACGAUGAAAUUCGUGUUGUCUCCGAGCGCGGAAAUGUUUGGCAGGCUAACAAGAUGCUCAUGACAGCAUCCAUAGGUGUCCAGCGUUCUUCGCUCAUCAAUUUUCAUCCUCCGUUACCCUCGUACAAGCAGCGUACACUUGACAAGUUCGGCAUGGCUUCACUUAACCGCAUCAUGCUCCGCUUCCCCCACGCGUUCUGGGUGAACGGGACCUAUACGUUUGGAUUUCUCCCGAGCUGGAUCUCUGACGAUGACCAGGAGGACGCAUGGGCAACGGAACCGGUCUUCUCUGUCGCGGUUGUCGCAGCAUAUGAGGAUCGCGAGGUCGUGGGUGGGGGCGCGGUGUUGACUUUCAUGAUCGGAGGCGAUUCCGGCUCGCAGAUCCUUUCGCACUCGGAUGCAUCCAUCGUAUCCCGUGUGAUGCGCCUUCUCAGGCGAACUUUCGGCUCGUCCAUACCAGACCCCACGGCCUACGCCAUCUCCGAUUGGGCAUCUGAGCCGUUCGCUCUUGGCGUCUAUGCCUACCUUCCCGUCAAUACAUCCGUGCACAUCGACGUUCCCGCGCUGAUUCAGCCUCUUUCGGACAAGAACGGCGUCGAACGGCUGUUCUGGGCAGGCGAAGCGACUAUGAAGGGCUCUAGUAGAGGCACGACCCAUGGCGCUUUCCUGAGCGGGAUACGAGAGGCUGCGCGGAUGAUUGGGCGGGACGAAAUCGUGGAGAAGGUCGUGAAGGCGGACGAGGAGGAUUUCCUGUCAGCGAAUAAAGCAAGGAGCUUCGGACGGCAGGCGAUGACGGCAAGGAGCAGCAAGCGUGGCAUCGUGGUAGAUGAUUGGUUCGGCGCAGGCGAGGACUCUUUCAGGAGCGAGAAGAUUCUAUGCGGUGAGUACAAAACCGAGGACUUACAGUUCGUAGUUCAGCGCGAUUAGUCGCAAUGUUCCUCUACUCUCCAAAGGACGGAGUAUCCGCUGCUAGUUUCACCUUCGUCAUCGACUGCCCAGAACGUGUCGCACCUGUAUUUAUAUGUAGCGUGUAAUACUUAUACCAUAUGCAUGUCUUGAUAAUAUCUCAUGUGUCCCG
Messenger RNA from Punctularia strigosozonata HHB-11173 SS5, 2048 nucleotides. RefSeq lists its product as uncharacterized. Gene Ontology annotation, molecular function: oxidoreductase activity. Lineage: Eukaryota; Fungi; Basidiomycota; Agaricomycetes; Corticiales; Punctulariaceae. The record is from RefSeq and is a predicted model, not a curated record. The transcript has 4 exons. Bases 134 to 1897 code for a protein of 587 amino acids.